Messenger RNA from Medioppia subpectinata, 1023 nucleotides. Lineage: Eukaryota; Metazoa; Arthropoda; Arachnida; Sarcoptiformes; Oppiidae. The record is from the annotation of a GenBank genome assembly.
AUGGACUUGGGUUCUGGUGACGGAAAGUACACUACAGAUUUGGCCAGUCGUGUGCCGCACAGGCGAGUCGUGGCCGUAGACAUAGACCCGGCGAUGACAGAGUACGCGCGCGCCCACAACACUCUGCCCACCAUUGAGUACGUGACUCAAGACAUGUCUGUCCAGUGGUCGGCGUUGAGUCCAGAGAUACGUCUACUGGAGGGCAAAAUAGAUGUAAUAUUUGCCCACUUUUCACUUCAAUACAUGUCCGAUAAGAAUCAACUCAUGUCAGUGUGCCGUCAAUUGUUGGCCACCGGCGGCACAAUUCACGCCGCUAUAUAUGUGUCAGAUCUGAACCUUAAAGCGGCGCCCAAUAAGCGCCGGGAGUGGUGUCCGUCCGUUGAACAGCAGGCAGAGCUGUGGCGCCGGGCGUUGACUGACAACGGUUUGGCGAUCGACGCGCUUAAGAUCACGACCGAAACGGAUCGCAACGAUCGCCAAAAUAUCAUCAAUUUCAUGCCCACUCUUGUAAAUCACUGGCGAAAAUACUUUGAAACGGACGAACAGUUUGAGAGCGAGAAAAGCGAUUUAUUUGAAUUGCAAUUCGACGCCGACUAUAACGCCGGCGCCGAUGCGCCCGACCCUAAGGCGUGGACACACUUUCUGGCCAAUGAAAACAUCAAACACGUGUUAUUUGAGGGUAAAAUUUUGCGCUUUAUUGGCCCUGUACCGUAUUUCCUGACAUUAGAUGACAUUAUGAACAAAUCCGAUAUCAAUGUAGCUGGUGGACUUGGGGGUAGUAUCCCCGAGCAAAAGUACCUGGAUGGCAAAAUGAAUAGUUAUAAAAAACGUUCAAACAUUCACCACUUGAGUGUCGGUAGGGAUGGGUUUUGGCGAAUUGUAUACAAGGAUUUAAUGACUGGUCGGGCGGUUGUGGUCAUAGACUCCCGACGCAAGUUGUCAUAUAUGGCCAAAGAGUUGAUUGCUCUGCAAAAUAACAUCGAUUACAAGGUGUCGGACAAUAAGCAACAGAUGAUCAACUAG